This is a messenger RNA of Knipowitschia caucasica, 864 nucleotides long. NCBI's taxonomy places the organism in Eukaryota, Metazoa, Chordata, Actinopteri, Gobiiformes, Gobiidae. The record is from the annotation of a GenBank genome assembly.
AUGUGUGACAUAUACAGCCUGGACUCCCACUGCGUGUCUCCACAAUGCAACAUGAGUUGGGCGAUGGAGCCAGCUAACUUCUACGAGAGCAUCAAAGUGAGUGGCCCCCAGCAAGGCGUGUGCAAGCCGGGCAUGAGGGGCCAAGCUGAGGGCGAGGACGGCACCAUGGUGGAGCUGAGCAACGCGCCUGCAAUCUACGAUGACGAGAGCGCGAUCGACUUCAGUCAGUAUAUCGAGUCCAUGACAGCGGUGCCAAACCUGGAGCUGUGUAACGAUGAACUUUUCCUUGACCUGUUCAACAACGUGAAACAGGAGAAGGAAUUUUAUGGAAUGACAGCGGCGCCAGUGCUGUCAAACGCACUGAGCACAGGGUACCCCACGGAGAGGAGCGUGGACUGUGGCUUGAAUAAAGGGAUGUUCAGUGCUCCGAUCAAGCAGGAGUCCGACUGGAGCGACAGUGACAUGUCCUCGUCCCUGCCCUCUCAGAUCGAGAGGUGCGCACAGACCUCCGUGAGCCUUCCUAUGGGACAGCCAACGCCACCCACGAGUCCGGAGCCCGGGUCUGUGGGCAAGUCCUCCCCGCGGAAAGCAGGAAGAGAAAGAGGCAAGAAGUCCGUGGACAGAUACAGCGUGGAGUACAGACAGAGGCGAGAGAGGAAUAACAUUGCUGUGAGGAAAAGCAGGGACAAAGCAAAGAGGCGAAACAUUGACAUGCAACAGAAGAUGAUCGAGCUGAGCGCAGAUAAUGACAGACUUCACAAAACGAUCGAGCAGCUAACGAGAGAUCUCCAGGGGCUCCGGGAUUUCUUCAAGCAGAUUCCGAACUCUGCGUUUGCAGGCUCCACGAGUUUGGAGAGUCGGUGA